Amorphotheca resinae ATCC 22711 is the source of this 1626-nucleotide messenger RNA. RefSeq lists its product as hypothetical. The record is from RefSeq and is a predicted model, not a curated record. Gene Ontology annotation, biological process: protein N-linked glycosylation; dolichol-linked oligosaccharide biosynthetic process. Gene Ontology annotation, molecular function: UDP-N-acetylglucosamine-dolichyl-phosphate N-acetylglucosaminephosphotransferase activity. The transcript is spliced from 2 exons. Bases 60 to 1439 code for a protein of 459 amino acids. NCBI's taxonomy places the organism in Eukaryota, Fungi, Ascomycota, Leotiomycetes, Helotiales, Amorphothecaceae. Gene Ontology annotation, cellular component: membrane.
CCCCCUCGAGCCUCCAAUGUCCCUAUAAGAAGCGCGCGCAAUGAAAUGAUAACACGAAAAUGACGCCCGCGGCCCUAACCUCCACAGAGACUUGGAGUCUUCUGGCCCUCUCCUUCGCGUGCUUCGGCAUCAUUGCGAAUACUCUCCACGGCGAUGGCGAACCUCUCAUCGCCUCUCUCGCAUUCAGCGGCAUUGCUUUCUCAGCGAGCUACUCGAUGAUCAGAUGGCUGGGCCCGACCUUCAUGAAAGCUGGGCUGAAGGGGAAAGAUCUGAGCAAGGUGCAUAAGAAGGAGAUACCGGAGACAAUGGGUGCGGUUUGCGCCGUCGUCUAUUUGUUGAUCGUCAUUGUGUUUGUACCGUUUCCCUUCUAUAAGGACAUAGUAGCGGCUACAUCAGGAGGCGGGAAUCGAGAUAUUUUGAUGGAGGUGGAAAUCGUAGAGAAGGGGAGGUUUCUGCAUCGAUUUCCACAUAACAAGCUAGCAUCCUACCUAUCUGCCAUCCUCUCCCUCCAAUCCGUAUGCAUCCUGGGCAUCUGCGACGAUCUUUUCGAUAUCCGCUGGCGGCAUAAAUUCUUCAUCCCCGCCUUUGCAAGCAUACCCCUCCUAGCCGUCUACUUCGUCGACUUCGGCGUGACACAAAUCGUGGUACCCAAGCCUCUCCAGUCCUACCUAGGAACGCUCUUCGAUCUCGGCGCCCUCUACUACAUAUACAUGGCAGCGAUAGCGAUCUUCUGUCCAAACAGCAUCAACAUCCUCGCCGGCAUAAACGGGAUCGAGGUCUCUCAAUCGCUCGUCAUCGCCUUCCUGCUCGUCAUCAACGACUGUCUCUACCUGCUCGUUCCAUACCCCCACCCCGCAACGGACUCACAUCUCUUUUCUCUUUACCUGAUCCUCCCAUUCAUCGGCGUCUCUCUCGCUCUCUGGUGGCACAACUGGUACCCCGCCCGCGUCUUCGUCGGCGACACAUACUGCUACUUCGCCGGGAUGGUAUUCGCCGUCGUCGGAAUCCUAGGCCAUUUCUCCAAGACCCUCCUACUGCUCUUCAUCCCUCAGAUCUUCAACUUUCUCUACUCGGCCCCGCAACUCUUCCGCCUUAUCCCCUGCCCGCGCCACCGACUGCCGCGUUUCAACGCUAGGACGGGACUCCUGGAAGCCUCGGUGACCGAGUGGCAGCACCCUCCCAAGCCUAUCAUCAGCCUAGCGCUGAAAGUCCUGGAUCGUUUGCAUCUGAUACGUCUGACCAUGAAUAAGGAGGGCCAGGUCAUCGAGAGCUCAAACUUGACCAUUUUAAACCUGUGGUUGGUGUGGUUUGGGCCCAAGCGGGAAGACAGAUUGGCUAUGGAAAUCAUAGGCAUGCAGGUAGUUUGUGGUCUUCUGGGACUCUUUGUGCGACAUCGAUUGGCGUUAUGGAUCUUCGACGCUGAUAAUUUGACGGUCUAGACUGGUGGGAUUGAUAUAUAGGAUUGUAAAAGACUUGGGAUGAACCACUUAGAUAGUUCGAGAUAUUGAAAGGAGUAUACCAUAGAAUAUAUGCGCCUUAGGUUGCAUACCAACGAAUUGAAUGACCUGGAUGCAAUCGUGGAAUUUAAGGCUAUCAGGCCUACGACUGCACACUAACAGUUUAUAC